AUGAUGAUACUGAUCAUUCAAAUCGCUCUCGCCUUGUGUGCUUUAGCAGCAAGAACAGAUGCGUCCAUUGCUGUAGGUGUUAACUAUGGAAGACUAGGAGACAACCUGCCACCUCCGGCCGAGGUGGUGAAGAUGUUUCAGAAAAACGGCAUAACUGAGAUGAGGCUAUUCGACCCUGACAUUGCUGUGCUUGAAGCUCUCAGAAACACCCACAUUGGUCUCACUCUCGGCAUCCGAAACGAGGAUUUGCCCGCCAUGGCUGCCAGCAUGGAACCUGUCAACACGUGGUUCAAAACCUACGUAGAACCAUACCUCGACGACGUUGACUUCGCGUACAUAGCUGUCGGAAACGAGCUGGUUCCCGGAGACUUGGCUAACUACGUACUCCCAGUCAUGCAGAAUUUCCAAACGCUACUGGAUGCUCAGAAUUUGAACGGCAUUUCUAUGACAACCUGUGUGGCUACCACUGUCUUGGGAACUUCAUUUCCUCCUUCGCAAUCGGUUUUCUCAGACCAAUCAAGAGAGGUCAUGACAGGGAUUCUAGGGUUUCUUUCAGCUCAAGGAUCGCCUCUUCUGAUCAAUCUCUAUCCAUAUUUUGCAUAUGCGUCUGACCCUAAAAACAUACGCUUGGAUUAUGCUCAGUUAAGUGCUACAGAUAUUGUGGUUCAAGAUGGAAGCUUGGGGUAUUCCAACAUGCUCGAUGCUAUGAUAGAUGCGUUCUUCUGGGCUACGGAGAAAGUGGGAUUUGCUGACGUGGACGUUGUGGUUUCUGAGAGUGGUUGGCCUUCUGAUGGUAACGGGGAGCUCACAACUAUAUCAAUGGCUGCUACUUAUAAUCAGAACUUCGUGAGGCGCAUUGCUUCACUGACAGGAACACCGAAGAGACCAAACAAAUUCAUCGAAGGUUUUGUGUUUGCGAUGUUCAAUGAGAAUCUCAAGCCUCCUGGUGUGGAACAACAUUUCGGACUGUACUAUCCUGACAUGCGACCUGUUUAUCCGGUUUUCCCUCUUUUGCAUUAG
Neltuma alba is the source of this 1020-nucleotide messenger RNA. Its product is annotated as probable glucan endo-1,3-beta-glucosidase BG5. The transcript has a single exon. Lineage: Eukaryota; Viridiplantae; Streptophyta; Magnoliopsida; Fabales; Fabaceae. Bases 1 to 1020 code for a protein of 339 amino acids. Gene Ontology annotation, biological process: carbohydrate metabolic process. Gene Ontology annotation, molecular function: hydrolase activity, hydrolyzing O-glycosyl compounds. The record is from RefSeq and is a predicted model, not a curated record.